Rubroshorea leprosula is the source of this 1327-nucleotide messenger RNA. Lineage: Eukaryota; Viridiplantae; Streptophyta; Magnoliopsida; Malvales; Dipterocarpaceae. The record is from the annotation of a GenBank genome assembly.
CAAAAACCCAACGCCACACGCCAUUCUCUCUCGUGAUACCACUGAAUCAUGUCAGAUCCCGUCGACUCUUAUCGCCUUCCGGCGGGAUAUUCUGGCGCCGGCCCUUCUUUCCAGAAAGAGCCAAUUAGCCAGAUGGACGCUCGACUUCCGCUCCUGAACCUCGCCGCGGUCCGAACGAGAAUGGACUCCCUUCAGAGCUUCCUGUCGCAAUCAGUCAACAGCAAUACACUGUUACCCAAGGAUCAGAUGGAUAUGGUUUCCUAUGAGAUUUCCUCCGCCAUCCAGCAGAUCAUCGUCAACGGCGCCGCCCUCCUCUCUUGCGCACAAAAACAGUCCGAGCUGCCUGGUUUGGCGAUGAGCUCCGCUGCCACUUUGGUGUCGGGAUCGGAUUUGAAGUUAACAAAGAAGGAAAUUAAUAACGAUUAUGACGAUGAAGGCAACCUCGACGAGAACGAGGAGGAUUGCGAGAUAGUGGAGCUAGAUGCGGUGGAGCUGUUGGCGGAGCACAUCCAUUUUUGCGAGAUUUGUGGGAAGGGAUUCAAAAGAGAUGCGAAUCUCAGGAUGCACAUGAGGGCGCACGGGAAUCAGUACAAGACGCCUGAAGCCCUUUCGAAGAAGGGCGGAAACAAAUUGGAGCAAUCCUCUGCGUUGUCCGGCCGGAAAACGCGGUUCUCGUGCCCAUACGAGGGUUGCAAUAGGAACAAGAAGCACAAGAGGUUUAGGCCUCUGAAGUCUGUGAUUUGUGUUAGGAAUCAUUUCAAGAGGAGCCAUUGUCCCAAGAUGUACUCCUGCAAUCGUUGCCACAAGAAGAGCUUCUCGGUGUUGGCGGAUUUGAAGAGUCAUUUGAAGAAUUGUGGUGGGGAGGAGAAGAAAUGGAAGUGUAGCUGUGGGAAUAGCUUCUCGAGGAAGGAUAAGCUUUUCGGGCACAUGGCGUUGUUUGAAGGGCAUAUGCCUGCUGUAGCAGCUGAAGAUGAUGACGAAAAGUUGAAAGGGGUGGCACCAAUGGAGGAGGAUGAGGAAAAGGAACAGGAGUUGGGAGAGGACUCUUUGGAGGAUGGGUUUUUUGAUGGAUUGCUUAAUGGUUUUAACUCAGUUGAGAACUUCUGUUUUCAGGACAUGUUCAGUUCUUAUAAUGGGUUGUGACUUGUGGAUGGAUUAUAUGGAUGAUAAGCAGAGCAGGUAUAUUUCCUGCUUGAUGUUGGUGUAUUUGUUGUUGGCUAUAUCUGUAUUCUUUAGAGUUAAUUUCACUAAUAAUUUCUGUUUUUGUAAUAUAUAAUCAGAUUGGAGUAACGGUUUUAAUUUCCAUUAAUAAAAUUUGCAUUAUGUU